Epinephelus moara (kelp grouper) is the source of this 1594-nucleotide messenger RNA. Its product is annotated as neoverrucotoxin subunit beta-like. The transcript is spliced from 2 exons. The record is from RefSeq and is a predicted model, not a curated record. Lineage: Eukaryota; Metazoa; Chordata; Actinopteri; Perciformes; Serranidae. The coding region runs from base 11 to 1594 and encodes 527 amino acids.
GGUUGGAGAAAUGGCCUCAGAUCAAAUCACAGUUGCAGCCCUGGGUCGACCUUUCACCCUAGGAAUGCUCUAUGACGCUCGGAAAGAUGAACUGAUCCCAGGUAUAACAUUGUGGGAAGAGAAAACUCUAGAAGAGCACACCACUGAAAAUCUUCAGCACAGCAGUAAUUUUGACAUUUCUGCAUCUGACUCCAUUGAAUCCAAGUCCUCUCUGCUGGAUAUUGAAGCUUCUCUGAGUGCCAGUUUCCUGAGUGGACUGGUUCAAGUUGGAGGAUCUGCCAAGUAUCUGAAUGAUGAGAAGAAAUUCAAGAAUCAGAGCAGAGUGACAGGUCGGUUCAAAGCUACUACCAACUUCAAGCAGCUGUCAGUGAAUCACCUUGGAACCAUGAAAACCCAAGACAUGGAUGUCAUUAAGAAGGGCAUGGCAACACAUGUCGUCACAGGCAUUCAAUAUGGGGCAAAUGCUGUCUUUGUGUUUGACAGUGAGAAGUUACAAGACAACAGCGUUCAGGACAUCCAGGGCAGCAUGGAAGCUGUGAUAAAGAAGAUCCCGUCAUUUGAUGUUAAGGGAAGAGUUGACAUCAAACUGACUGAUGAGGAAAAAACCCUGACCAACAAAUUCUCCUGCAAAUUCUACGGAGACUUCAUUCUUGACAGCAACCCUGUGACAUUCAAAGAUGCAGUGAAGACCUACGUACAACUCCCACAGCUACUGGGAAAAAAUGGAGAGAACAGCGUUCCAGUGAAGGUCUGGCUGAUGCCACUGAAGAAUUUGGAUCUGGAAGCUGCUGAUCUGAUGUGUGAUAUCAGUGUUGGACUGGUGUGGAAGGCACAGGAUGCUCUGGAAGAUUUAAGGGAAAUGCGAAUGAGAUGCAACGAUUCUCUGGAAGACAGAGUGGUAGAGAACUUUCCACAGAUUCAAGAAGGGUUACGCACUUUCCAAAAAUUGUGUGGCUAUUAUGAGUCUAACCUCCAGCAGACCAUGGCAAAGAAACUCCCAGCCAUCCGUGAAGGGAAAGAAGAUGAGAGCUCUGUAGCGCAACUCUUUGAAGACAGAGACAAGUCACCAUUCAGUCAUGAAAAACUAAGCAAGUGGCUGGUUCAUAAGGAGAGAGAGAUCAACAUCAUCAGAUCCUCUCUGGAUAUCAUGAAGGGAACAAAGAUCGUCCCAGAUCAGUCAGAGCUGGACAGAGAGGUUCUCACACCAGGUGUAGAUGAUGCUUUGUGCUUCGUUUUCACCUCCCUGGGCAGCAUCGAUCCCUGCCUUGAUGUGUUGACCAACUACCUGAACUCACCUGAAUUGAGCUUUACCAAUGAAGACCCGUGGUACUUCUCACGUGAUGUUUUCAUCAGAAUGAGAGAAAAAGCCAAAGAUUUCCAUGAUCUUGCCAAAGCACAGAAAAACAACAAACGAUUCCGGUUCCUUGUAGCAGCCAUUGCAAAUGAGAAAUACACAGGAGCAACCAUCUAUCAUUACAAGGAAGGCAUCCUGGCCACUGAAGACUUUUUAAAGCCCGAACUGCCUGAAGUGGAGACCAUCACAGACAGAAGAGAUCUGAUCUGGUGUAAGUCAUUUUUAAUGUGUUUUUGGUAA